GGUUUGACAAGCGUUUAUGGGCAGGGAUGACACACUCAACCGACAUCGACCGACGCGCUUGACAACAGAGUUAAACUGCGAGUCUGCUGGAAAAUACGCGAUGUUUACACCUGCGAUUUAAAUACAGUUUAUUUGCGUUACUAGAUGACGUUUACUAUUUUGUUAUAAACAAUUAGUAGCGGAAAAUUUUAAUCAAGUAAAAAUUGCUUCUAGGUCGGGUUUCCCUGUCAACUCCAGUACCCCAAUAAACCCCAUCAUGAACCCCAUGAACCCGGGUCACAGCAGCGGCAUGAGAAUGCAAGCAAUGCCUCAGAAUUCACCCUACAGGGGUAUGGCCAGCACCCCGAACCAGUACCACCAGCGCCCAACUAUGCCACCCAACCGAGGAUUACCAAUGGGAGGCAUGGGGUCUAUGGGCUCCCCCAUGCCUGGUCCAUCCUAUAGUGGAGGCAUGCCUAUGCGGCCUGGGAUGCCUCAGGCCCCGAUGGACCCCACUCGAAAAAGACUCCUUCAGCAGCAGCCUGUUGGUCUUAUGGGCCCCAGAAGGGGAGUUAAGCGACGUAAGAUGGCUGACAAAGUUCUCCCACAGAGGAUCAGGGAUCUGGUCCCAGAGUCUCAGGCUUACAUGGACCUUUUGGCCUUUGAGAGAAAGCUGGACCAAACUAUUGCUCGCAAACGCAUGGAGAUACAGGAAGCCAUUAAGAAGCCUAUCACGCAAAAGCGAAAACUGAGGAUAUACAUUUCCAACACGUACACACCUGCCAAACCAGAAGGGGAGGAGGCUGAAAAAGUGGCAUCGUGGGAACUACGAGUGGAGGGCAAACUCUUGGAAGAUCCUGGGAAACAGAAAAGAAAGUUUUCAUCCUUCUUUAAAAGCCUUGUCAUUGAACUGGACAAAGAACUUUAUGGCCCAGACAAUCAUCUGGUGGAGUGGCACCGAAUGCCCACAACCCAGGAGACGGACGGCUUUCAGGUGAAGAGACCUGGAGAUGUGAAUGUGAAAUGCACUCUUCUGCUCAUGCUGGACCACCAGCCUCCACAAUAUAAACUGGAUCCUCGUCUGGCUCGACUUUUGGGCGUCCACACUCAGACCAGAGCGAGUAUCAUGCAGGCCCUGUGGCUUUACAUCAAAAACAACAAGCUACAGGACUGCCAUGAGAAGGAGUACAUUAAUUGCAAUCGAUACUUCAGACAGAUUUUUGGCUGCCCCAGGAUGAGGUUUUCUGAUAUCCCAAUGAAGCUCGCCAGCCUCCUCCAGCACCCUGACCCCAUUGUUAUCAAUCACAUGAUCAGUGUGGAUCCCAAUGACCAGAAGAAGACCGCCUGCUUUGACAUCGAUGUUGAGGUGGACGACCCGCUGAAGGCUCAGAUGACCAGCUUCCUGUCAUCUACAACUAAUCAGCAGGAAAUUGCUGCUUUGGAGAUGAAGAUCCACGAGACUAUUGAAUCUAUAAACCAGCUGAAGACCCAGAGAGACUUCAUGCUAAGCUUCAGUAACAACCCACAGGACUUCAUCCAGGACUGGCUCAAGUCUCAGAGCAGAGACCUCAAGCUGAUGACAGACACUGUUGGGAACCCGGAAGAAGAGAGGAGAACCGAGUUUUACCACUCACCCUGGGUCACAGAAGCUGUUGGACGCUAUGUGUUUUCAAAGGUCCAGCAGAGGAGACAGGAAUUGGAACAGGUACUGGGAAUCCGACUCACAUAAGCAUCAGACGCCAAACCUGCUGUCACAUGAUGACUUAGCUCUCCAAUUACAUCUGAUAAUAAAUAGUUUUGUGUAAAAAAUGGAGGCACUUGAUCUAGAUGUUCUCAGAUGCUGUUACAUAGCAGACAAACUGGAACACCUUAAUAUGGUUUUUCAGUCUUAUGUAUUCUGAGAUAAAAUAUGAUAAUAAGCCAUUCAAUGCAUGUUAAUUACUUUAUGACAUAAGUGUAUUAAUUGCAUUUUGUCAUGCAGUAACAUUUUCCUAAAAAUGUUUCUGUUUUUCGAUAUUUUACAGUAUAAUUACUGUAGCUUAUUCAGUAAAAAAACCUUGCAGAAGCAAACAAUGCAAUACAGCUUUUUGUCCACUUUGUUUUUACUGUAUAAAUAUGUGUUCAUGCUCAGUGUACCUGUGCCACUUUAUUUCUAAAAAUGUUUUUAAUUCAGGCUCUUAUAUUUUCAAAUAUAUUGCACAAUAUUAAGAUUUAAGUGCAGUUACUUGUGAUUAAGUAGAUUAGUUAUGGAAAUGCAGUGUUUUUUGGAAAUGUACAAUGUAUUUUUGGUCUCUCAGGAAAAUAUGCGCUGCACUGUGUUAAAGAGCCAUGUUUUUGUGUUUCCACUCCGGUGGGAAAUGCAGCACAUUUGGUUGUCCAACUGUUUUACUUCAGUAUGCAGCCUUUUUGUCUUCAUCUUGUUUGUGUUUAGAUUUUUUGAUUUUAGACUUUUGCCAGAUUUGUGAAAAACAAUGUUUUAAAUGUGCAAGCAUCAUAUCUUUUGUUUUACAGGUAUUCAAAGCCAUAUUUGUUGUUUUGUGUUGGGAAUUUUCUGUUGUAAUGUUUGUUGCCAUUUAUAUUAGUGGUUGUUUCUAUUGGUAUAGGCAUUAGUGUUUCAGCAAGUGCAGUUAUGUUACGAGGAAUAUUUGGGUUUGUAAUGCAAGUCAAUCUUUAUUAAUAGCAUCUGUGGUCAUUGUGUUAAUGAUCACAGAAAUACUUUGAACAGUUAGCACUUAAGUUCAUUUCAUGAGGUACGAGUCAUAAUCAUCAUCUUUUGUGAUUGACAACAUGUUACAGAUGCUAUUCAUACUGUAGCGUUUUGUAUGUACAUUUACAUUUGUGAAUGUAAAGCAUUCCUUUCAAUUACUUUUUUUUCUAUAACUAAGAUUCUUUCUUUUUUGUAAAUGCAGUGAAAAUCUUAAAACUUGAGUUCCUUUUUGUAUCAAUCCAAUGCUUGCUUUUUUGUACUUUUUUACUGGGAAAUUAGAGCAUUUUAAAAAAUAAAGCUAUUUCCAUAAUGGGGAAGUGAAAUAUUUAAU
This is a messenger RNA of Paramisgurnus dabryanus, 3017 nucleotides long. The record is from RefSeq and is a predicted model, not a curated record. Lineage: Eukaryota; Metazoa; Chordata; Actinopteri; Cypriniformes; Cobitidae.